This is a messenger RNA of Polypterus senegalus (gray bichir), 3041 nucleotides long. Its product is annotated as zinc finger and BTB domain-containing protein 39. Gene Ontology annotation, biological process: negative regulation of transcription by RNA polymerase II; regulation of immune system process; regulation of cytokine production. Gene Ontology annotation, cellular component: nucleus. The transcript is spliced from 3 exons. Lineage: Eukaryota; Metazoa; Chordata; Cladistia; Polypteriformes; Polypteridae. Gene Ontology annotation, molecular function: DNA-binding transcription factor activity, RNA polymerase II-specific; RNA polymerase II cis-regulatory region sequence-specific DNA binding; protein binding. The coding region runs from base 535 to 2802 and encodes 755 amino acids. The record is from RefSeq and is a predicted model, not a curated record.
GGUGCGAACGGCGCCCUUGGGGGCGUGCGGCGGGGGCGCGCAGAGGGUGGGAAGUGAGACCCCCUAGGUGGGGAGAGGAACAGCGAGUCUUGGGGCACCGGGGAAGAGACGCUGCGAGGAGGGCGAGGGGCAGGCCUAGGGGUGCGGGACAAUGAGCAGGCGAGACGGGACCCCGGGCUGCGAAGGAGCCAGGCGGGGGUGGGAGUGCUGCGAAAUGGGAGCCCAGCGUGUGGGACGGCAGCUCGGAGUUCGAGGGGAGCGAAUAGUGUGCGCUGGGAAGGGGCAGGGGGAAAAGUAAAUGGACCCCGGGUGGAGGAUGAGAGGGGCAGACCUGAGCCGGAGGGGAGGGGGGUUGACGGGCGAAACACAAAGCGAAAGGUACGCCGCUAAGUGGGGGGCGGGGGUCGUCGCGUAAGGUGUAGUAAAGAGAAAUAGAGAAGACUGAGGGGCUGUGAUGAGAUUCCUCCCAUUUAAGAAGAGGCAGACAGAGAAGAGCAGUUGACCAGAAGUGGCCCCUGGCCAGUGACCGGCAAGAUGGGCAUGAGGAUCAAGCUGCAGGGGGCUGAGCACCCGACCAACCUUCUCAAAGAGCUGAACCGGUGCCGCUUGUCCGAGUCCAUGUGUGACGUGGUGCUGGUUGUAGGGACCCGGACCUUUGCGGCCCAUAAAGUGGUGUUGGCCUGCGCUGCCACCUACUUUCAGACGCUCUUCCGGCAGCCCGCCGCCGACGGACUGCGAACCUGCGCCGUGGACUUUGUUUCUCCGACCAACUUUGAAAAGAUCCUGACCUUCAUCUACACGGCAGAGCUCUUCACGGACCUCAUCAACGUGGGGGUCAUUUAUGAUGUGGCCGAGCGGCUGGGCGUGCGAGAGCUCAUUAGGGCCUGUCAUGCCACCUUCCCGGACCUGGAGGCCAGCGCCAGCCACAAGACUCCGUUUCAGAACCAUGCUGCCACCUCGUGCUCUGCUGCUGCCGACGAGAGCUGCAACGGGGGCACGGUGCUGCCUGCCACAUUGACAGUCUUAAACCCUGCUGUGUCCUCGGCCACUGCCACCCAGGUAAACGCUGCAGACAAGGACAAGAAUAUGGCGAUGGACAAGUCCAGCCAUACUGUGUCUACUCCAUUACCGUUGGCCCCCACCAAGAAGGAGGACCAGGACUCUGCGGGGGGCUACAGUCACACUUCGGGUAGCCUGGCCAGCUUACAACAGUGCCCGAAAACACCACCCGCCGUGAGUGCUGCUUUGGUGGACAGUGCCCACAGCCUGUCUGCACCCACUCCACAAAGUGCCCCUUCUGCUCAGCAACCCUUCAAAACUGAGGAGGAGGCAGGGCCAGGGGGUGCCCAGCUGGGCCUCUGCAUAUCUGAGGCAUACACUGCAGAGGUUGCUGACCCUGGCAUGGCAGCCAGCACUGGGGAUAGUGGCAAGGAGGGACUGUCCCCUGACCCCCCACCCAUGGAUCUUCUUCGCUUUGAUGGGUGCUAUGAGGAUGGGGAGCUGUAUUACGAUGAAAACUCGGAGGAGAACGUUGGCCCCCCUGGGGAGGUCAUCGAACUGAGUGACGAUGACAGCGAAGAUGAUUUGGUCUACAUCGAGAAUGGCCGGCACGGGGGUGGCCAAGUAAGGACCACACCCUGUAAAGUAUGCGGCAAGGUCCUGGAGCCGAAUAUCAACAUCAUCCGGGAGCAUGGGGAGAGCCACCUCGAUGAGGUGGGCACCUGUCGGGUCUGUGGUGCCAAGUUCCCUGACCGGGCCUCACGUGUCACCCAUGUCCUCUCGCACGUGGGCAUCUUGCUCUUCUCCUGUGACAUGUGCGAGCAAAAGUUCGGCACGCAAUGCCAGCUGGCACAACAUCGGCGGAGCAACUCCUUUGAGACCAACAUCAUCGUGCAGCCCAACGCGACCAUCUCGGGGGACCUGAUAGCAGCCAGCGGUGGACCCCUCAAGGAGAUCCAGUGUGGCGCCUGCGCCAAGGCGGUCAGCAAAGACUUCCAGGUGAUCCGGGAGCACGUCCUCGAGCACCUGAACAUAAAGACCCUGAGCUGCCGCGUGUGUGAACGUCAACAGGCGACCCUGUGCAGUCUGAUGUGGCACUGCCUCAGCCACGUGGGCUUGGCCGUCUUCUCAUGCUCCAUCUGUGCUUGCAGCUUCGUGGACAAGGAUCUCCUGGAGAAACACCUGAUGCUGCACCGGGGGCGGGAGGAGAGCCGCGGCCUUCUGAAGUGCUUCCUGUGUCCUCAGGGCUUCCAUUCUCACUCUGCCUACCAGUACCACCUGAGCCUACACAGUAAGGACUUUGGUCCUGAGGGACCCCAGCGGGGGGUGGACAUCGGUCUCCUGCAGAAAAAGAGGAAGGUUGAGCACCUGCUGGACUCCUCGUCAUGCUCCUCUUCUCCACUGGACGGCUCGGGUGCCUCGCUGGUGCUGCCAUUGCAAGAUGGCUUGGGUGUGGCCGCCCUGAGGACUAAGUGGUAUCGCUGUAAGUUCUGUGGGAAGCGCUUUGCCCAUUCAGGCGAAUUUACUUACCACCUGCGCAUCCACACGGGUGAGAAGCCAUACCAGUGCAAGAUCUGCCUGCGCUUCUUCAGGGGCCGCUCCACCAUGAUCUGCCACCUCAAGACUCACUCGGGGGCGCUCAUGUACCGCUGCACCAUAUGCGGCCACUACUAUUCCACCCUCAAGCUCGUGACCAAUCACAUGGACCUGCAUAAAGAUGUCCUGCCGCCAGACUUCAACAUCGAGCAGACGUUCAUGUACAAUGACCACACCAAGGAGCCGGCACCCUGCCCCGAGAGCUGAGCGCCACCACGGGCGAGGGUGCUGCCCUAGGAAUACCUCAGCCAGGAGAGUCGCGGCAAGUCCCUUCUGUGCCAAACUGCCCAAAUUCGGGUGCCAGGCCACUGCCACUCAUCUAGAUGACAAAUGUUUUGAUUCUGAGCGCCCCUCACACAUCGCUGUGAUGGAAUGGAGCAUAAAAAGGCUGUCUGUCGCCUCGCAUUCUGGCCUGGGCUCAUCGUGGUAGGGGUGGGGUGGGUUAG